Molecule: messenger RNA, 1341 nt
Organism: Corylus avellana
Lineage: Eukaryota; Viridiplantae; Streptophyta; Magnoliopsida; Fagales; Betulaceae
Source: RefSeq, a predicted model, not a curated record
AUAUUGGUGGAAUUGAAAAUUUUUUGGAAUUUUAUCAAUCCUGAACUGCCUCCCUGGAAGUGUCCUGAAAAAGUAGAGGACAACACUUUUUGAAGGGAUAAAUCUUUGUUGGCUGAGGCUAAUACUGUUUCCCGUGAGGGUACACCUGUAAACACAUCCGCAAAUGAUGGAAACUUUUCUAGUUCUGUUGAUGUGUCAUUCAUUGGCUCACCACCGGAAUCGCCUCUGCUAGAUGUUGUUUUUGUCCGUGGCAUCCGUGGCGGGCCUUAUAAGUCUUGGCGCAUAGCUGAGGACAAAUCCUCAACUAAGUCUGGCCUGGUAGAGAAGAUUGAUCAGGAAGCAGGGAAGCUAGGAACAUUUUGGCCAGGUGAAUGGCUUUCAUCUGACUUCCCUCAAGCUCGCAUGUUUACUCUCAAGUACAAGGAAGUGAGCUCCAUGCUAUUGGAGAAGCUUGUUGCUGUAGGCGUUGGGAAUCGACCUGUGGUGUUUGUGACUCACAGCAUGGGAGGCUUGGUUGUCAAGCAGAUGCUUUAUAAAGCUAAGGCAGAAAAUAUUGAUAGCCUUGUGAACAAGACCAUUGGAGUUGUGUUCUAUAGCUGCCCACAUUUUGGCAGCAAACUAGCAGAUAUGCCUUGGCGAAUGGGCCUCGUGUUUCGCCCUGCCCCAGCUAUAGGGGAGCUAAGAACUGGGUCUCCAUGACUAGAAGAGCUUAAUGACUUUCUUCGACACCUUCAUAAGAAAGGGGUGCUUGAUGUUCUCAGUUUCUGUGAGACCAAGGUAACUCCAAUUGUUGAAGGUUAUGGAGGAUGGGCUUUCCGAAUAAUUCGUGGAAGUAGUACCAAUUGAAUCAGGGUAUCCCGGGUUUGGUGAACUUGGUGUUUUGGAGUCAACAGAUCAUAUAAAUUCAUGCAAACCGAUCAGCCGCACCGAUCCUUGAUAUAAAGAAACAUUAGAAUUUUUGCAGAAGAUGAAAGCCCGAUAAAAAUGAAGAGAUGAUUUUGCUCUUUUGUACACCAAAUUUGUGUGAGUAAUCAAUAGGAACUUCUGGAGCUGGCCUUGGUUGUGGCCGAUAAACACAAAUAUAGAAGCUGCCGAAGACAAAUUUUGACAGUUGCGAGUGCAAUUCAUCCGGCAAGUCUGGCAGCGCCUGUGAAUCCGAUAUAAUGCCGGUGGACUCGACGGGAUCCAAUUCGUUCUGCACAACAGAUUUUUUAUUUAUUUAUUUAUUUUUACAUCAUCCAUAUUAGUUCCUCCCUCUUUCUCCAGUUGUAUGUACUUCAAAAGAAAGAAAAAGGAAACUCUUACUUCUUUCAUUGCUCUGGUGUGGUGAGUUUGUAAGUG